UGGGGCCUUCGGGCAAUAGGGGAUCAUGGGGCCCCUGUGUCCUUGCCCAAACUCAACAAAGCCUAUGAUAAAGGUACCAGGGGCAUCUCAUGGGGCCCCCUACUGACCCCGGGCCCGAGUUUCCAAAUGGUCAGUCCGCCCUUGAUACCAAGGUACCAGAAAUGGAACCUUAUGCAGGGGCGGACUGACAACUCAUGGGGCCCCCGGGCAAUAGGAGAUCAUGGGGCCCCUGUGUCCUUGCCCAAACUCAAAAAAACCUAUGAAAAAGGUACCAGGGGCAUCCAUUGGGGCCCCCUACUGAGCCCGGGCCCUCAGGCAGUGCCCGAGUUUCCAAAUGGUCAGUCCGCCCCUGGACAUAGGUCUACCGUAUGAAGGCAUGCUGU
Molecule: messenger RNA, 383 nt
Organism: Staurois parvus
Lineage: Eukaryota; Metazoa; Chordata; Amphibia; Anura; Ranidae
Source: the annotation of a GenBank genome assembly